Molecule: messenger RNA, 1896 nt
Organism: Penaeus chinensis
Lineage: Eukaryota; Metazoa; Arthropoda; Malacostraca; Decapoda; Penaeidae
Exons: 3
Coding region: 92-1585 (497 amino acids)
Source: RefSeq, a predicted model, not a curated record
CCCGAGGCAGAGGUUGUCUGGCUGUGGUGGAAGGCGAGAGCUGUUGACUCACAUAUAACAUACUGUCGACCAGUGCCAGGCUAUCCUCGAUAUGCUGGCAACCUCCGCUCGCCUUUCUCCCAAGGGCCGGGCGUCGAGCAGCAGAUCCCCUUCGGCACUCGAGUUAAGGGCCGCCUCCGUGAACUCCCUCAGCUCGAACAGGUCCUUCCCCGGCGUCGCCUUCGAGGGCUUCGUCAGCGAUGCGGAGGGGGACAGCAGCUUCCUAGGGGGCGGAGUGAGGCUCGGCGUGGGCAACGACCCCUUCCAGAACAUGAAUGACUUUUACUUCACCCCGAACAUCACCGUCUCUAGCGAAACUCGGUCGUGCGUGGACCUCCUGCCGUCCGGGAAGAAAGAUCUCGCGGACGAGUUCGGGUCGGUUGGCGAUGCCUUGUUUUUCACCGACUCGACGUCCAUGAACGAGAUCCAAAAUGGCGAGGCUCAGACGGACUUCGACGCGGCGCUGGACUACCACCGAAGGAUGUCGGUCAGCAUGGAGGAGAUCAAUCUGUCCCGGGACUCGCGUGAGGAGGACAAGACUUCCAAGACGGUCGAAGCCAUUAAGCACUCCCAUCACAAUUACACCAAGACUAACAUGAACAUACUUUCAACGCCCCUUAAUGAGACGGCAGAUAAGAGCACGAUGAAGAAUUCGCUCUACAGCACUUUUGCAGCUAUCGAGGAAAUGAUGGUCUCUCCACUGAAGAGCUUCCACGAGAAAGUGAGGAAAAGGCUGAAGAAGAUGACUUCCCCGAUAAAUCAUAGAUACGAGAGCUUUACGGAGAGUCCAGGAGCCGGCGACAAGUCCAAGGAGAGCGACUCCACUGAGGAAGAGUUCUUCCCCGGAGGACUUCGCUUGGAUGCAGACGAGUCCGAGCAGCUGGAUAGCACCUUCGUCUUCAUCGAGGAGGUCGUAUCAAAGGAUCUCGGAGGACCAGUUCGGACUUGGAGGCGCAGGGAGGACGAGGUUUACGGGUGCAGCGUGACGGGCGUCGCAGAUGACCAGCUGGUGACGCCGAGGACCCCCUGGCACUCCCCGAUCCGAGACCUGAAGACACAGGACCAGGGGGGCUUCCCGAACAUUUCGUGGUCCUCCCCCGGUGUGACAGAGCUCCUAACCAGCCCCGGGACCUCGGGUACUCUUGAGAGGAGCAACAGCGUGAGGGGAUACCUGUGUCGCAUCUACGUCCCGUCGUGGUUAGUCUGGCGGCCCAAACUCUUCGCCUUCGUGUGCGAGUUCGAGCGUCACGCCGGCCUCAAUUCCUUCGUCGAUCUCAUGCUGGAAGAACCGAACCCAGAGGAACACUGGCACGUCGUCCGCUCGAAAGACAUCACUCCUCCAGAGGUUGGAGAAGAGCGGGUGAUCCACGUCCCGCGGGGGAUGGUCUGGGUCCGCACUUCCACUUCGGGAUUCCUCACGACGAAGACUCGCUUGAAGGACAUCGCCCACCACAGGCCUCUCCCGUGUACCUGGAGGGCCGUUACGGGGAAAUCCAAGCUCGUGAGGGUUCAGAAAUCUCGAGGGAGGAACUUGGUUGAUAAUUGAUAAUAUAUAGUUUUUUUUUUUAUGUUUCUUGAAUGAAUUAUGUUCUUAUAAAGUCCUCUGGUAAAACUAUUUUUUGUUGGUAUUUAUCAGUCUCUUAUUCAUAUUGUCAUUUUAGCGUUUUCGGUUUCAGAAUCUUGUUUUUUAGAGAAUAUAGUAGAAAAAUUGUACUAUAGUUUUCACUAGUUAUUAUUAUUAUUAUUAUUUUAUAAACGUCUCCUUGCCUUAACAUAUAUGAACAUUUAUAAAAUUGUAUACUUUUCUUAUAAUUUCAUACAAAUUAACACGUUUUCUUAAUAAAGUUCUAGUAAAUU